AUGAAUGAAUAUGAAAAGUCAAAACUAAAGCUUACAUGGGUAAAAGCUUUAAGAACUUACAGUAGCAGCGAUGAACUUAGUGACAUUGAGGAUGGCGAUAUAGAAAUAAGUGUUUUAGGAGAUAAAGAAGUGAAUAGCGUAAUUACAAGACUGUUGCAAGCAGUUCUGAAAGUAACUAAUAAUCAGCCACUUGUAUACAUUGAAAAUUCAGAAAGAACAAGAAGAGUAGAUAUAUAUAUGAGUGAUGGUGUGGAUAUAAAUGAUGAACCGAUUGGUUCAGAUAGUAACUCUGAAAAUGAUUUUGAGGUUGAGGCUAUAAGAGACUAUAAUAUAAUGUCUUCUGAAAUCUUGAACAGUACAAUUGAACAAUUGAAAGAAGAAAUCAAAAGCGAUAAAUAUAUUGAAGCAAGUAUUAUUGUAGCGGAAGCAGCUGGAAAAGGUGCUUAUCAUGCUGAUAUUAAAUUCUUUCUUCGAUCAAACAAGUGGUGUGUUAAUACAAAUGAAUUGGUAAAACAUGUAAAUAAGAAAAUACUUCCAGGCCUUUGUUUUGAUCCAUCACCAACGAUAUGU
This is a messenger RNA of Dentiscutata heterogama, 570 nucleotides long. The record is from the annotation of a GenBank genome assembly. Lineage: Eukaryota; Fungi; Glomeromycota; Glomeromycetes; Diversisporales; Gigasporaceae.